Vanessa atalanta (red admiral) is the source of this 3642-nucleotide messenger RNA. RefSeq lists its product as uncharacterized. The transcript has 2 exons. The record is from RefSeq and is a predicted model, not a curated record. Gene Ontology annotation, cellular component: nucleus. The coding region runs from base 252 to 2453 and encodes 733 amino acids. Gene Ontology annotation, molecular function: zinc ion binding. Lineage: Eukaryota; Metazoa; Arthropoda; Insecta; Lepidoptera; Nymphalidae.
GACUAAUUAUAUCCAAAACUUAUAAAAAAAUAUUUCGGGUUUUACUUUUGAUUACUUUCAUUUAUAAUGAGAUUCUUACUGAAACUAAAUUAAUGUUGAAUAAAAUAAAAGACUUGUAUUUAAAUGACAAAUGUGAAUGUGUUUCCUUUUUUUGUGUUAACUGUUAAGCGGUCAAUAUGGCCGAUUUGUAAAAGUAACAGACAUCGUGGAUUUGUAUAUUUCUUCAAAAUACACCUGACCAGAACUUUAUAAUGGCAAAGAAAAAAGGAGCGAAAAAGAAUGCCAAGAAAGUGACAUCAGCUAAAACACUUUCCAUAACAGAUUCAAUUAAUUCUGAGGUCAUAGCCGCAGCUCUUAGUUCUGUAAAUCAACCUGUUUUAUUAAAGGUUUGCAGACUUUGCGAGACGAAAGAUGGGCCUUUUCUUAACAUUUUUGACGCUGAUAAGGUAACGGCUAAGAAAAUUGAAAUUGUGAUGCCUUUCGGGAUUGCAGAAAAUGAUGACUUACCGCAUAAAAUUUGCUUUCGGUGCUCAGCGAAGGUGGAGGAGUUAUAUGAAUUUAUACAAAAAUGUAUUAAUACGCAAAAAAGUUUGCGGAAAGCCGUUGGAGCAAAAGGACCUAUUUUCAACAAACCAAGGCAUCGGGAGCUCUGGGAAGAGAAACUUAAUCAGUCAAAUAUAUCCAAUGAUGAUAUCUGUGAUGCAUUAAUUAAAAAAGCGAUGGAAGGUAUUAAAGAUAUACCUCUUAAUCCGCCGCCUCUAAGUGAAGAUGAUACUCGAGUUAUAAAUAAGUUGAUUAAAAAAACUCCUUUAAUUGAGGAGGAGGAGGAGGAAGAUAGUACUUUAAAUAUUUUAAAAGAAGCAAAAGAAACAGAUGCUCCAACAAAAAUGGGUAAUUUAGCAAUUAAGAAUCCACAUCAAGAACCAGUCACAAAAUCUUUGAGAUCAAAUGUUGAAAAAACAAUAGAUGAUAUUGAAAAGAAAGCUACAAGACUUGAUGAAAAACGUGCAACAAUUGUGGAUAAGACAGUUAAAAAUAGUAAUACAUCUCUUGAGUCUUCAUCUAACAAUAAGAGUGGUAGUGAAAACAAAAUUUUGCAAACAAAUACAUUUAGUUUAGAUGAUUCAUCAAAAACUCAAUCCGAGUCCACUUUUAAUAUUAUGGAUCAUGUUAGUAUGAUUAAAGUAAACGGCGUGGGUGUAUUAUUUCAGUGUAAAAUAUGUAAUAGGAAUUUCUUGAAAAAGGAAGUUGUUAUGUCUCAUGCAUGUGCGAAAAACGGUCUUGUUAAAAUAGCUGGUCCUAAAAGCUUUACUCCACCUGAACCACCAAAAAUUCCUUCAGUUAAAUAUAUAAAUACAAAAGAAGUUAAGAAACCUGUUGUAUCAAACAAUGAAAAUUGUCAGUUUAUCAAUUUAGAUGACGAAGACGAAGAUGAUAAACCUUUAGUAAUAAAAAAGCCUAAACCCAGAAUAGGUCCCGCUAGUAGAGUGAAACGUAGAAACACUAGCACCUCAGAAGAUAGUUCACUACCUGUAUCUGAUAACCAAACACAGAUUCAUGUUAAACCAAAGUUGAGUUCAACAGUACAAGAGCCAACAGUUCAGUUUCCCACUCUACCCAGUCUUAAUACCCGAUAUAAACUACUACCGGGUCCAAACAACACUUUUACACUAGUCGAAGAGAAAGUUGUAGAAAACGAUGCUUCACCUCAAGAGAAGUCAGCCACUACUCCAAAUAGUGGCGAAACUCUCGUGUCAGGUAAUGAUAAAGUAAAUACUCGUCAAAAUAUUAGUUCAAAAAGAGGUAAAACGGCAAGCAAAUCUUCAGUAACAGAAAAUGCUGCAAAGGCAGAUAAUGCUUCGAAAUCAGAUAAUACUUCAACGUCAAACCAGCCAUAUCCAGUGGGUUUGUUUAAAACAUUACCAACUAACACUUGUUCUGAUGUUCCAAUAGAGACUGAGCCUACUUUUACCACACCAGCAAUGAAAAAACAGUCAUAUACUGUUGUACAAACUGGAAACCCAAGUAAACUACUUAUAUCGUCAAAACCACAAACAGCAGUCCAGGAAGUUCCUAAAAAGAGACAAAGAAAAACGAAACAUGAAGUAAAAGCAGAUUUAGUAAAUAAGCAGCCGUUUUCAGUAACUUUAGAAGACGCUGCGCCACCGAGAGACACCGGGUUUUUUACUUUCAUCAAUGUUGAUCCAUUGUUGCAGCCGUCCUAUGUGUUGCCGACUAAUAAUAUAAUUCAAGAAUCGCAAAUCUCAACUUCUACAAGUGUUUCGAAACAGAGCGAAAAGGAAAAAGAGACGAGUAAAUAUACGUGUAAUAUGUGCGAUGAAUCUUUUACUAGAGAAAAGAAAUUACUGGCACACAUACAAUCUCAUUAUAGUAAGAUGGAUGAAGAAGAUCAAUUGAGAUCUGAAAGAAAUACAAGAAAACGGAAGAAAUAAAGUGUAUUUGUAAAUUAGAGUAGUUUCUUAUAAGGAUAAUUCAUUUUUAUCUUAAGCUUGUAUUGACGUAACUCAGUUUGAGCAACACUAGUACAAGUUCGUAUAAUUUGGAAACUAUGAGAUGAGAUCUAUCAUUCCAAUGGACAUUAAUUCAGAUAUUUUUAAAAGAAGUGUUAUUGCCCAAUAAUGACAUUUCCAUGAUGAUCCUACCUCUCUUAUAUCAUAUACAUCAAAAAUAAGGUUGUACCACAAGUUUAAAAUUACAUAGGUAUGUAAAAGUUAGUGAUCUAAAUGCGUCAUCUAAAAGAAUGGAGACUAACGCAUAUCGUGAGUGCUGUCGGUAUUUGGUGAAUAUUCCUUAAAGGUGAUUCAGUGGCAAGGCACAAUUUCCCCUUUGCUUUAUAUUCUACUUCGAGGUUAUACAAGAUAACCUUUAAAAUUAUUACAGUUACAGUUCAUCUCUAUAUGAGGUCAACGAAAAAUGCAAAAAAUUUUUACAUUUCAGAUCAUCCGAUCCAUACAGCAAUGUUGUAGCCCUAUAUAAGGACAGUUACGGCUGUUACUUUCUUACUUUUGUAGAAUUCAGGAUUUAGCGUAUAUUCUAAAUUGUCUAUGAUAAAUAUGUCGAUGAAUAAAUCCUUAACUCAUUUAAAACUUUUUUUUUUAACGAGUGUGAGUCUUUUAAUGUGACGAAUGUAUAAUGCCGAAGAUGAGAAUUUCAUAUUAUUUUUAUAUAAAUUCAAAAGAAGAGAAUUCUGUUUUGGUUAUUUUUGUGAUUUUUUGACUAUGUGAUAUUAUUGUCGAGAAUUAUAGCAUGUUCAUUGUUCAGAGUAAUUUUUUUAACCUUAUAUAAGUUGAUUUUCAUGAAUAUAAAUUUUUGACGCAAACAAAUGAUGCCCAGAUAUAUCAUACAUGCAAUUCAUUUUGUCAUUGUAAUUUAAUUAAUGUUAUGUCGACAUUUUAGUUUAUGGAGAUGUUCUGUUAUGUUGAUUUAAAAGCUUUAAUUAAUAUUUUCUAUAUAUUUUCACAUAUGAAUGUAUAUGUAGGGAGUAUUGCUUAAAUUUUAAUAGGUAUUCGAAUUAAGAAUAGAUUUUUUUUUUUAAAUAUAUGUAUUGAAUAUAUUAUUUUAUGUUAUAAAGUAAAUUUGUAAGUAUAAUUUAAGUGUUCGUUUCUCCACGUUUUUUAGUUG